Molecule: messenger RNA, 2360 nt
Organism: Bombyx mandarina (wild silkworm)
Lineage: Eukaryota; Metazoa; Arthropoda; Insecta; Lepidoptera; Bombycidae
Gene: Kua
Product: Plasmanylethanolamine desaturase Kua
Molecular function (GO): oxidoreductase activity
Source: RefSeq, a predicted model, not a curated record
GGUGGCCGUAAAAAUAUGACAAAAAAAAGUGCGGUGAAAUGAAAAAAGUGAUAAAAAUUAUCAAAUUAUCAAAUAAACCCAAAAUGAGCCUGGAGUGAGUCAUAUGUUGUGAAUCAAAAGAAUAGUUACAGUGCCUUUCUUAUUGUUAUGAUUUCAUUGUUUUUUAAUAUUUAAAUGGAUUAAUAACAUCCGAAAGAAAAGUACAUCGUCGCAUAAAUUGCAUAAAUAAAAAACAAAUAAUGGCUUUGCCGUUACCCAUAUCGCCUUGUGCUAAAAGAGGGGACGGUAUCAGUGCUUUGGGCUGCGAGCGAUUCGAAUACGCAAGCACUAUGGCCACAACCCUGUUAGCGCCGGUUAAAACUGAACGUGAGAUCCUAGAGCAUUCGAUGUCGGAAGAUGAUCCUAACGCAAAUACACAAUUAUCAAGUCAAGUUGGAACCCAACCACGUUGGGGUCCAAGGCAUAAAGGCGCACAAGAACUUGCUGAAUUGUAUAGUCCAGGCAAGCGAUUGCAGGAAUGGGUAUGUGUGGUAUUAUGUUGCACACUAUGUGCCUCUGCCGGAAUUUUAAUGAUCAGAUAUGUUCGGGCUGAUGCUUCACUGGUACUGGCAGCUCUUGCAGGGGUCUUAACAGCAGAUUUUGCUUCUGGAGUUGUGCACUGGGCAGCUGACACUUGGGGAGCAGUUGAUCUACCAAUAAUAGGCAAAAACUUUCUCCGACCAUUUCGAGAGCACCACAUCGAUCCUACAUCAAUCACCCGUCAUGACUUUAUUGAGACCAAUGGUGAUAAUUUUGCUAUAACGAUACCUGUACUUGCACGAAUAGUAUGGCAACUAGUUACGUACGAAGAAGGAAAAGUACACGACCAAUUUCAUUGGAUUGCAUAUUGGUAUUUGUGCUGUAUAUUCGUGGCUAUGACGAAUCAGAUUCACAAAUGGUCGCACACAUAUUUUGGGUUGCCAUCAUGGGUGGUGUGGUUACAAGAGUGGCACAUUGUGCUGCCUCGUCGCCAUCAUCGUAUACAUCACGUCGCACCGCACGAGACUUACUUUUGUAUAACCACUGGCUGGCUUAACUGGCCAUUGGAAAAACUUCACUUUUGGUCGACUUUAGAGACAAUAAUAGAAGCUGUAACUGGAUGUAGACCACGAGCAGACGACCUUAAAUGGGCACAAAAACGUUCCUAGAACAUUGAAAUUUAUUAUGCGAAAUUAUUAUUUUAUACGACUUACACUUGUCCACAUCUACCAAAUCAAUUAAUAGUAUAAGUUAAAAGUAUAUUUUGCUACGCUUGAAUCACUUAAGCACGUUAUUUUAUGCAUCAACUUUUGUCAAUUGGCUGUGUGACAAAUACUUAGAUUAAAAUUGAAAUUGUGUAGGCUUAGUGAGAAAUCACAUAAAUAUUGAAAGUUAUGAGACGCGUCCGCAGCAGCGAUAGGUCUGUUGAAGAUUAAGGGGUGUAACCUCUAGUGCAGUGCAUAAAGUUAGUUACUAUACUUUAUGUAUAGAGGCCUAUGAUUUUAAAAUAGUUGUCAAUUAUGGAAUAUAUUUAUGGCUAAUUAGGAUCGAGUAAAAUUGUCAUCGAAUUAUACAUCGUCAAAAUGUUCCUUUUUCAAAUUUUAAUUUAAAAAAGUUAUAAUUGGUUAUAUGAACUACCUCCGAUAUGUUGAAAUUGAAUUGUUUCAAUCUAGUGAUGCUUGUAACUAUUCGAUGUGAUGGUGUCCGUAAAUGAAAUACGAGCUAUUGUGUUAUGUGGAUGUACGAUGUUUACUACUAUUAGUUCGAUUAUUGAUCAUUAUACAUAUCUUCAUCUUUUAUCAGUAUAAAAAUUACAUUGAUGAUAACGUUAUUUCAUACGUUAUCAAUGAUAAUAAUCUUAUAAUUCAAAUAAAACCGAUAUACGUCAUUCUCACUAAUUUAUCACAAAAAAUGAUCAGACAUAAUAUUUUAUAUUAAAAAUAGUAAUACGGUUUAACUUGUUGUUUGACUGACUGUUAGCACAAUAUUUAAAUGGCAACGAAUACGUAACACCUUAGUCGUUUGUGACCACGAAAACUGUAAAGUAUUUGAAAUGUCUGAAAAUAAAAUCAAAAUAAUAAAAGUGACAUUGAACCCCAUAGGUACAUUUAGGUUAUCUAUGUCUACAACUCGCAAAUAAUGUUUCAUGUUUUUAAUCUUAAGGUUGUUAUUAUGAAUUAAUUUUAGCAACAGCCUAAUGGUGACAACGCGUACUCUGAGCCAGCCUGAGCUUGCUUAGAUAGGUCACUGGUGGUAGGACCUCUUGUGAGUCCGCACGGGUAGGUACCACUACCCCUCCUAUUUCUGCCGUGAAGCAGUAAUGCGUUUCGGUUUGAAGGGUG